AUGAAUAAUCAAAAGCAGCAGAAGCCAACGCUAUCAGGCCAGCAUUUUAAAACCAGAAAAUGAGAUGAAAAAGAGAGGUUUGACCCUACUCAGUUUCAAGACUGUAUUAUUCAAGGCUUAACUGAAACUGGUACUGAUUUGGAAGCAGUAGCUAAGUUUCUUGAUGCUUCUGGAGCAAAACUUGAUUACUGCCAAUAUGCAGAAACUCUCUUUGACAUUCUGGUGGCUGGUGGAAUGCUGGCCCCAGGUGGUACACUGGCAGAUGACAUGAUGCGUACAGAUGUCUGUGUUGCAGCACAAGAAGACCUAGAGACCAUGCAAGCAUUUGCUCAGGUUUUUAACAAGUUAAUCAGGUGCUACAAAUACCUGGAGAAAGGUUCUAAAGAUGAAGUAAAAAAGCUGCUGCUGUUCUUGAAGGGUUUUUCUGAGUCAGAGAGGAACAAACUGGCUAUGUUGACUGAUGUUCUUCUGGCUAAUGGGACACUGAACGCAUCCAUUCUUAACAGCCUUUAUAAUGAGAAUCUGGUUAAAGAAGGGGUUUCAGCGGCUUUUGCUGUAAAGCUCUUAAAGUCAUGGAUAAAUGAAAAAGACAUCAAUGCAGUAACUGCAAGCCUUUGGAAAGUCAGCAUGGACAACAGACUGAUAGAACUGUUUCAUGCCAAUAAGCAAAGUGUUGAACACUUCACAAAGUAUUUUACUGAGGCAGGCUUGAAAGAGCUUUCAGAGUAUGUUCGGAAUCAGCAAACUAUAGGUGCACGGAAGGAUCUCCAGAAAGAGCUUCAGGAACAGAUGUCCUACGGGGAUCUGUUCAAGGAUAUAAUUUUAUAUGUCAAGGAGGAGAUGAAAAAAAACAACAUUCACUUCAUGAAAGCCUUCCAGAAAAUAGUGGUGCUUUUUUAUAAAGCUGAGGUCCUGAGUGAAGAGUCCAUUCUGAAGUGGUAUAAGGAUGCACACGUUGCAAAGGGGAAAAGUGUCUUUCUUGAGCAAAUGAAAAAGUUUGUAGAGUGGCUCAAAAAUGCUGAAGAGGAAUCUGAGUCUGAAGCUGAAGAAGGUGACUGAAUUUCAAAACUGCACCCUCAGUAAAGCAAACAGGAGUUGUAGAUACAAUGUCAUGUCUCAUGAGUCCUGGUUCUUACAUCUUCCUACCUCCCUAUAUCAAGCAUGAUAUAAGGGCUUUCAUGGCAAAUUUUAUUUUAACUGUUUCUAUGGUUACUGGAGAUGUUGGAUUUAGUUUCUGAAACCAUGUUUGAAGUAGCUACAGGAGCUAUAGAUUUGAAUCUAAUGUUGCAUUCGUCUUUUCAGUUAUCUUCUACCUCCUGUAUUUUCUACUGUAAUAAUGUAAUUUAAGGUCUUCCACAAUGAACAGUUCACUUUAUUCCCUGGGUUUUCUAUAACAGUUUUCAAGAUAUGAUUUGGUUAAAAAUAAUUUGUUAGAAAAAUUCUGUUUGCAAAUCAAACUGUGUAAGUAUCCAAA
This is a messenger RNA of Carlito syrichta (Philippine tarsier), 1474 nucleotides long. RefSeq names its product basic leucine zipper and W2 domain-containing protein 1-like. Lineage: Eukaryota; Metazoa; Chordata; Mammalia; Primates; Tarsiidae. The record is from RefSeq and is a predicted model, not a curated record. Gene Ontology annotation, molecular function: protein binding. Gene Ontology annotation, cellular component: cytoplasm; membrane.